AUGCAGUUGUCCGCUCUUCUCGCUCUCCUCCCUCUGGCCGCUGCCCUUCCUCAGUCCCGGGGACCCGUCGAGGCCCGCGAUGGUCAAGUAGACGGGUGCACGGCUCAGGCUGACCAGUGUUACUCUAACUGCAGAGCGAGGUUCAGCCACGGUGCCGGGUUCAUAGAGCCCAUUGUAUACAAGUCCUGCUACACCGGAUGCAACGAUGCCUUAUGGCAGUGCACCAACAAGAAUGCAACUGAAAAGCGCUCUGUCGAGGCGGCCCCGGUUGAAAUCCGCAGCAGCAAAGAGGAUGAGUGCAACACCGCGUAUGACGAUUGUUGCGCCCCCUUUGGCAAAGGUACCUAUAGCGAAGGAAGAAACCUAAUGAUUAUGGCAUGCCCCGGCGGCCGUGAUCAAUGCAGCAAGGUGUUUAACGACUGUAUGGCGAACCAGGCUGAAAAGCGCUCUGUUGAGAAGGCCCCUGUUAAAACCCGCAGCAGCAAAGAGGAUGAGUGCAACACCGCGUAUGACGAUUGUUGCGCCCCCUUUGGCAAAGGCACUUAUAGUGAGGGAAGAAACCUAAUGAUCCUGGCAUGCCCCGGCGGCCGUGGCCAAUGCAGCAAGGUUUUCAACGACUGCAUGGCGAACCAGGCUGAAAAGCGCUCUGUUGAGGAGGCCCCGGUUGAAAUCCGCAGCAGCAAAGAGGAUGAGUGCAACACCGCGUAUGACGAUUGUUGCGCUCCCUUUGGCAAAGGCACCUAUAGCGAAGGAAGAAACCUCAUGAUUUUGGCAUGCCCCGGCGGCCGUGGUCAAUGCAGCAAGGUUUUCAACGACUGCAUGGCGAACCCGACUGAAAAGCGCUCCGUUGAAAAGGCCGCCAUCCAAGCCCGAGACAACGGCUCGGAAGCCACCACCGCCUGCUACGGUAACGUAGCCUCGUGCAAGCACAAGGGCACGCCCGUCGCCGAGUGCUACAGCAACCUCGCCCGCUGCAUCCAGGACGUCCUCAAGAAGUUCGCGUAA
Molecule: messenger RNA, 1005 nt
Organism: Trichoderma breve
Lineage: Eukaryota; Fungi; Ascomycota; Sordariomycetes; Hypocreales; Hypocreaceae
Exons: 5
Coding region: 1-1005 (334 amino acids)
Source: RefSeq, a predicted model, not a curated record